AUGAAUGACCCGAGCACUGUGAUGACGGCGCUAUUUGUCGGCGCAGCCCUCCUUAUCAUCGGCUGUGCAUUGAUGGGCGGUUCUGUGGAACGAGUCUUGAUGAUGGUGGGCAGGAUCUUCACGGGCUUGGAGCGAGAUCUACUUGCCGAGUCAUCGCGGAUGGCACAUGUCAUCAGUUAUUAUGCCCCAACCCUCGUCAAAGAUAGCUUGGGCAUGUCGUAG
Messenger RNA from Penicillium alfredii, 222 nucleotides. RefSeq lists its product as uncharacterized. The transcript is spliced from 2 exons. Bases 1 to 222 code for a protein of 73 amino acids. The record is from RefSeq and is a predicted model, not a curated record. NCBI's taxonomy places the organism in Eukaryota, Fungi, Ascomycota, Eurotiomycetes, Eurotiales, Aspergillaceae.